AUGACGUUUGCGUCGUUCCUCAUAAACCUCUAUUCGCGCGUGCCACGGCUCAACUUCAAGUUCCACUGGUCCAAGGAUGUCUUCAAUUUGGACUGGGGCAGCGAAUACUUCCAGGUCAGUCAGAUGUGAUUUUCCAUGUCAAAUGUCGAUGAAAUGGAAUCGUCAUGAGAAAGUGGGCGCUCGGGCGGUCUCAACCCUCCUGCACACACUCACACACUAACAAAUACACAACAUUUCUUACUCAAUUAGAUGUGUAUCCAGUGGUUCGGAGGCAGACAACACUCAACAGACUAGAGGGGGGGGGGCUCAGCGAGUAAACAAGAAUGCCGUUUUGACAUUAACCAUCCAUCUUCCUCGGCCGGUUGGGUGACCCUUGAUAAAUCCGUGCAUCAUAUUUAUUAUGCACACCAGCCAGAUUUUGUUUAUAGAUUAGAAAGGGACUGCCUGCGUCUGGUGGCCACAAAUCGGGCCAGCAAGCAGACGGACAGAUCUUUCCGGGGUCGGAAGACUUCAAACGACCAUGUGUGCUCUGGUUUAUCGCCCGCUUCUAAAGCACAAGUGAGAUGAGCGCCCCUCGUUUUCCCACCACCACCACGAGCGCCAGCUUGCUUGAAAAGUUGAUAAUGGAAGUGCUCGAGGAGCCUUUGCGAUGAGCACCUCUCCUCCCCAUUGAGUGCCUUCCGCCCGUCCCAUUUCAGUCUCUUUUAUUAGCCUUGGCCUUGUGGAGAAAGACGGGAAAUGAGAUGAAAAGUUUUUGUGGAGCAAUGACACAGGGUGGGGAAGAAGAAAAAAUAACUCAAAAACAAGUUGAAAGGGGCGCCUGGGCUCACUGGUCGGGUUUCAAUUCUUAAAUCGAAUUGGUGGGUCAAUUUCGGAGAUUGAAAGCUGUGUCCGGUUCAAGCACUCUUCCUGAUGAUCGAGAAACACAGCUAGGGCAUGAGCAACGGAAAUAUAUACACUUCUUGGAAGUAAAUCCGGGGUGUCAGGAGACGCUCGAUUGACGUGUAUUCAUUCUGGCAGAUCAAUGUCACGUUAUUAAUCCGUAAAAGGUCAAUCUUGCCAGUCAUCAAGCGACGGUUCAUCCAAUUACAAUACACAUUUUUUUCCAGGCGCUGGCACUAGUGGCAUGUUUGGGAGCCGCCGUCAGUCUUCUCCUUCUUGUCACCAUCAUCAUUGUCUGGAUAUGUCAAGCGUGCCGAAAGAACGAAACGACCGGAAAAACCAGACGUCGUGUACGGAGACUGUCCACCGUCCUCUUUAUUAUUUCCGUCCUCUGCUUGUGAGUUUCACUUUGACCAGGGGCGUGGGAUAAUCGCAUUUGGAGAGGGGCAUUUGAUUUCAUUCAAUUUCAUUCAUCACAAUGGCAAAUGAGGAAAACUAUUUGCUUUUAUGCUCAUUAUACCCCUCUCUCAAGGUCUCCUCAGUCCCGUCUCGUUUCAAACAUACAAUAGAUUCAAUCACUAUGUGAGCAGCUUGUGACGGGAAGGAAGGAAAAGAAUAAUAAUGGCGCAUUAGGGGGAACCAAGCGCUUGUUUGUUUUUCAAAUGGCCAUGACUACGGAAAAAAUGAUUCUUUUUUGCAGCUUCAUGCUCGGCAUUUGCCUCUUCGCGAAUGAGCAUGUCAACAGAGGAAUGUCAAUUUCGAUUAACUCGAUUAUCAACACGAAAAAGUCUUAUCAGAUUUCGAUGGGACAGAUUUCCCAGUUCCAAGAGGCAGCACUCAACACAACUGUUGAUCUGAAGAACCUGGAAGACAUUGUUCACACUGAAAGCAAAAAAACCAAAAACGCAACGAUCGUACAGCAGAUUGACCAAAUCCUAACGAAUAUCACUGAUGGGAUUGAUAUUAUCGCAAAGAACGGAAAGUUGUUCCAAUCGAAACACGAUGAUGAUCUUGGAACUCUGGAUAGAAUUCGAAAGUUCUUGUCGUUGUAUGAGAGCGAGAGGUAAGAAGACACCUUUCAAUAAUUUUUAUGACAUUUUUAUGAUGGAUGAUCCCAUAUGGUGCUGCACGGAAAGAGCAGACACCACGGCAACUGCCGAGCAGUGUUGUAAUUUGAGGGAUCUGUGUCUUUGAGCUAUUGAAACGGAACCAAAUCUCCAAUUUUUUCAGAUGGGCAUUCCUGGUCAUUCUACUCUCAAUCACAAUGUGCGUCUUGUUCACUGGAGUUGUGGCAUUCUGCAAACAAUCCAAGAAAGGAGCUGUCGUCUUCAGUGCCAUUGGAUUUUUCAUUUUUGUGGUUGUCUGGAUUCUGAUAUCUGUUUCGCUGCCGGUCACAAUUGUAAGUUUACGCGCUAGAACAUCUCAUAAAAUGAUGGUCUUUUCAGGCGUUUGCCGAUUUCUGCCGUGACGGAGAUGAAGUGACGCGGAAAAACCUCGGCAACUUGUACGAGACUGUCCAGUUUUAUAACACUUGCGUUCCGGUUCCCACCCAUGACAACUUGCCGCUGUCAAUCGCUCGCCACGUGGCUCUUCUCAAUGACAUUCCUGCAAGCAAAUCGCAACUGGAUCGGCUGAUGGAAGUCGCUUUCAAUAGCAGCGCAACGGUAAUUUGGAAAUGAAAUGGCGGUGGCCAAUUACAAUUGUCCCGUUGGCUUUCAGAUAACUAAUUCAUCAUCUGCCGUCGGGGACGACAUCACAAAACUUUUGAAACUUGCCGGAGCGGUUUCCUCCUCGUCUUCGUGCUAUGUCUUCCAUGAUGAUGUGGUCAACUUUUACUAUGGAAUUUGUAAUCAGUCUGUGUAAGUUCAUUGAUUAUUUCAUUAUCUAUUUUUCCAUUAAUUUAUCGUUUUCAGAGCUGGAAUGAGCAUCUACUUGCUCAGCAUCUUGCUCCUCGGACUUUUGCUCUUCAUCUUACUCCUCGUUGUCUCAAAGACCUGGAACCUGUUCUCCCGACUGUGAGUUUGAGAAACUUGCACAAUAUCACUAGAAACAGUGUCUGAAAAGUUUCUCACCUGUCCCGUCCCUCUCACUUCUCACUUCACUUCGUUUCCCAAACAGAUCAAAACCGUCGUACCCGGUGCGUGUUCGACCGUUCCGGUACGAGUCAGCCACCAGCAACGACUGUGUGCUUCCCGUCGGAAGGGCACAGUCGCCAGCGGUGGUUUUCAAAACACAUCACCAACCCGAUCACCCCACAACUUCAGUUUUGUUAAAUAAACGAGUCUCGUUUCGGUAUGUAAGGUUGUCGUGACAAAAUCCUUCCCCGAAAUUGGAUUCCACUCAGUUUUUGUACCUGUUUCUACGGAAAGUUUUCAGUUUUCUAAGUUUUGCACGUUUUGUUGAGACUGAUGAAAAGAAUGAGAAUGCGCGAAAUGCUCUGCAACGUGUGACACUUUCUUCAGGGGUAAUAUUUGGUUCUUUUCAGACCUCACGAGUACGUUGAAGUUGACGAAGACGAUCCAUUCUUCCCGCGCGGUGUGAAUGACUCGACAAUCCCAGUGGAUAUUUACGGGACUCACGUCUACAACCCAAGAACAAGGUGAGCAAUGUGCAUCAGAGCCUCGAAAUUUCUUUAUUCUAUUCUAUCGGUCUGAACUCACUUUCUCUUUUCUUUCCUCCGCACAACACCCAUUAUCUGCUUAUUUUUCAACAGAGAUCGAACCGAACCGUCAACGAACACAACGUCUGGAACCGCCGACGAACCAAUUGCUCCGCUGUGGAGCCAGAAUGUGUCCGCUCCUCUGGUGACCAACAGGUAACGUAACCCCCUAAUCUCAUCUCUUUGCACGCCUUCUUUCGCUUCUUCUGCAUUAAACGUGCUCUUUUGAAAAUAACUAUUUUAUAUUAGUAAAUGUCGUCUGCUUUCAGCAUGAAUCGCCAACCGUUCAUGUCGGACCAUCCCUACAGCCACUAUGAGGGUCAAUACAAUUAA
Molecule: messenger RNA, 3874 nt
Organism: Caenorhabditis sp. 36 PRJEB53466
Lineage: Eukaryota; Metazoa; Nematoda; Chromadorea; Rhabditida; Rhabditidae
Source: the annotation of a GenBank genome assembly